Molecule: messenger RNA, 510 nt
Organism: Nelumbo nucifera (sacred lotus)
Lineage: Eukaryota; Viridiplantae; Streptophyta; Magnoliopsida; Proteales; Nelumbonaceae
Product: dolichol-phosphate mannose synthase subunit 2
Biological process (GO): dolichol phosphate mannose biosynthetic process; GPI anchor biosynthetic process
Cellular component (GO): endoplasmic reticulum membrane; dolichol-phosphate-mannose synthase complex
Molecular function (GO): enzyme regulator activity
Source: RefSeq, a predicted model, not a curated record
CCGAAAUGCCCAUGACUUCCUUCUCUUCCCCCGCUCCACUGCUAAACUGCUGACUUCCAUUCUGUUCCUCGUCAAGGCCGAAGCUUUGUUGCAUCCGUACUUCUAAGGUGAAGUAUGCUGUAAGUAUCACCAUGGAAUUGGCAGACAGGGCAGUAGGGUUUCUGUUAUCCUUGAUUAGCUUGUCUAUGUUCACUUAUUAUACAUUUUGGGUCAUCAUCCUGCCAUUUGUGGACAGUGAUCACUUUAUCCACAAGUAUUUUCUCCCUCAAGAAUUUGCUAUCCUUGUACCUGUAUUUGCUGGUGUGGCACUUUUAUGCUUCUUAUGUUUCUCUAUUGGAUUUGUGAUGCUUAAGUCAAAAAAGAAAAAAGCUUGAGGGAUAUUUGCAUUUCUUGAGUAUUUCAAUCUUAAUGUUAGUCUUGUAAUGGGUGAUGCUUGUUGUUCCAUUAAUUGGAUAUGACUGUAAAGUUGCAGUAGCAAGACAAAAAUUGAGAAUGAGUUUUCACUUUGUA